Molecule: messenger RNA, 501 nt
Organism: Penicillium daleae
Lineage: Eukaryota; Fungi; Ascomycota; Eurotiomycetes; Eurotiales; Aspergillaceae
Exons: 2
Coding region: 1-501 (166 amino acids)
Source: RefSeq, a predicted model, not a curated record
AUGUCCAAAAUCAAUAACACGCAUGAUACAACAUACGAAUUCCAAUCUACCAAAGCAAGUCAGAUCAACUAUGAGCCGAAAGAUCCUCCCCUGCGGUUAGUGGCGGGCGACGACGGUGGCCAUGCUAACAAUUCCCAUAUUUUCUUGUUGGACUAUGCACGCGUCGUCAGGCAAGCCCAGAAUGUGUCCUUUCCAGAGUCGUUGCCCAAGGAAGGGUGGUGUUGGGCACAGGCCUCAUCACUCUCGUCCCCGUUUCUGCAUGAAAGACCACCCGGGGAGGAAUUGACGGAAAGCAAAAUCGAAAUGGAAACAGGAAAAUUAUCUGGCCCAAUGUCAAACUCAGCAUCGGCAACAAGGGACGCGUUCGAGAGUCUGGCGAAGCUUGAGUCUGUGGCCGCGCCAUUUGCAUCAAAGUCGAAAAGCGACGGCGGAGGACACAAGGCCAUAUCACAUCAAAAAGAAGCUCAUUUACCAGUGCUGCCCGUUCAGCCCUCCCAGUAG